Messenger RNA from Chrysoperla carnea, 1227 nucleotides. RefSeq names its product zinc finger protein 569-like. Bases 1 to 1227 code for a protein of 408 amino acids. Gene Ontology annotation, cellular component: nucleus; transcription regulator complex; PcG protein complex. The record is from RefSeq and is a predicted model, not a curated record. The transcript is spliced from 3 exons. Gene Ontology annotation, molecular function: RNA polymerase II cis-regulatory region sequence-specific DNA binding; DNA-binding transcription factor activity, RNA polymerase II-specific; zinc ion binding. Gene Ontology annotation, biological process: regulation of transcription by RNA polymerase II. NCBI's taxonomy places the organism in Eukaryota, Metazoa, Arthropoda, Insecta, Neuroptera, Chrysopidae.
AUGGCAGAAUCACUGGAAAUUGAAGUUGAUAUAAUGGUAAAAGAAGAACAAGCGAGAAAUGAAUUGAAUAUUAAUGAAAAAAUUGAAGAUUUAGGCGAAUUUGAUCCGGAAAAUAGCAUUGAUGUUGGAAUUUCGGAUGUAUCACAUACAGAGAAAUGCGGAAUUUAUUAUCCAACACAGCAAAAAGUUGAUCGGCACAUACGACUAAAACAUAGAGGCGAAAAAGUUUACUCACGCAUAUGUACACUAUGUGGAAGACAACUUUUCUCGAAUACAGCAUAUGAUUAUCAUAUGCGAUCACAUACCGGCGAACGACCUUACGAAUGUGAUGUAUUCGAUGAGUAUCCACAAAAUAUUUGCAUCGAUUGUAUCUGUGAACUGCAACGUUUUCACACAUUUCAACAACAAUGUAUAGACAAUUUUAACAUUCUCGAAAAAAUUCUUAAAAAUUCCGAAAGUAAACAAAUCGAAACAAAUGAAUCAAAGAAAAUUGAAGUUGAUGUGAUUGUAAAAGAAGAACAAACGGUUAAUGAUUCACAUAAUAAUGAAAAAGACGAAAAUUUGGACGAAUAUGAUGGAGAAAAUGACAUUGACGAUCGAAUUUCGGAUAUAUCACGUACAGACAGUAUAAAAAGCGAGAAAAUCGAAAAAAAGUUAAAAGAAAAUAAGAAAACAAGGAAGAGAAAACCAAAGGGACAACCAGCAAAACAGUUAACCGAUAAAAAAGAAAAUUAUUCAUGUAAAGAGUGUAGCAGGACUUUUGUUACAGAACGUAAUUAUAAUUUACACAUAACGAAUCAUAAGCAAUGUCCAGAAUGUCGUAUUUAUCUUCCAUCACAACAAAAAUUAGAUCGACAUAUACGACAAAAACAUAGGGGUGAAAAAUUAUACACACGCGUAUGUACAUUAUGUGGAAGACAAUUUUUCUCGAAUACAGCAUUUGAUUAUCAUAUGCGAUCACAUACCGGCGAACGACCUUACGAAUGUGAUGUAUGUCACAAGAAAUUUAAAAUAAUUAGCCAUUUAAAUGCACAUCGACAAUCACACAGUGGUAUUAAACGACACACGUGUCACUUUUGUAACAAAUCAUUUGUAACGAAUGUUUGUUUGAAAACACAUUUACGUAUUCACACUGGUGAAAGACCAUAUGUUUGUAAAGUGUGCUACAAACCGUUCGUACAACGGACAAAUAUGAGAUUACAUAUGAAAGUACAUAAAAUUGCAUGA